UUAAAUUUAGUAACUUAAAUACUAAAGUACGGUAACUAUUACAGUCAAGUGUAACUGUGUAAGUGAGUCAACACUUCAACAGAUAUAUUUCUUAAUCGAAUGCACAUUCGUGAUACAUUUCAAAAUACUACACAUUCAUUGGUUUGAAAAUGUCGUCGUGGAUAAAAGCAUCAAAAGUUAAUCAGAAAACUCACAGGGAGCGUCAUCAGCCUGAAUCACGCCAAAAAUAUGGGUUGCUCGAGAAGAAAAAGGAUUAUAAAGUUCGUGCUAGACACCACCAAGAACGUGAACGUGUUAUGAAAUUGUUGAAGAAACGAGCACAAAACCGCAAUCCAGACGAAUUUUAUUUUCACAUGAUAAAUUCCAAAGUCGAGGAUGGUCGUCAUACAGAAAUACGAGAAGAAGACGAACACACUGAAGAUCAAAUUAAGCUAAUGCAAACUAGAGAUUUGAAAUACAUCAAUAUGCGUGCAACUAUGGAAAGGAAAAAAAUUGAGCGUUUACAAUCACAACUUCAUUUCUUAGAUCAAGCUAAUCAAGCAAACAACUGUCAUAUACAUUUCAAUGAUGAUGAUCAGUCUCUUGGCAAUUUAGCUGAAAAGAUAGACACACAUCCAGAUCUUAUCGCCAGGAAAACAAAUCGUAUGAGAAUGUCAGAUUUGAAAAAAAUUGAACUACCAGAUUUAGAUGAAGAUACUAUUAAGCAAAUGUUAUCUGAAAAGAGAAAAUCAUAUAGAGAACUAGAACGAAGAACUAACAGGGAAAAAGAAUUGUCUGUUGUACAGAGGAAAUUGGAAAUUAAAUCUCAUUUGCUCGGUUCUAAGCAAGAACAGCCAAAGAAGAUAAAACCCGCAACAAAAGAUGCGGCACCAAUUUAUAAAUGGAAAUACGAGAGAAAAAAGUAAUAUUUAUUUAUUUUUCUAUAAAAAUAUUAAAGUGAAACAUUGUAUUGACAUAAUCCUUUUAUUUUAAAUAAUAUACAAUAUAUUUAACUAA
Messenger RNA from Diuraphis noxia (Russian wheat aphid), 996 nucleotides. Its product is annotated as putative U3 small nucleolar RNA-associated protein 11. Gene Ontology annotation, biological process: rRNA processing. Gene Ontology annotation, cellular component: nucleolus; small-subunit processome. Lineage: Eukaryota; Metazoa; Arthropoda; Insecta; Hemiptera; Aphididae. The record is from RefSeq and is a predicted model, not a curated record.